CUGCAUUGUUAUGUACAUGUUUGAUAUAGUUACCAUUUUGAUUCUAGUCGUAGUAAGCAGAUAAUAAGGAGUUAUAUCCAGCUUCAGGUCCAGCACACACCAAAAUAAUAACGCGGUUCUGUUUUUUUGGCGCUAAUUUUCGUAGAGCGCGACGGCGCGAAUACGCGUUCUCUUUCUUUCUUUCAUUCUUUCUUUCGGCAAACUAAACCAUUCAUAGCGUCAAUGUCUCUCGUCAACAUUUUGAAUAUUGCUGUAUUGGAUAACCCAUCGUCCAUCACCAGCCCUCUUCAAUUUGAAAUCACUUUUGAAUGCAAUGCUGAACUUCAAGAUGAUUUGGAAUGGCGCAUGAUCUAUGUGGGCUCGGCUGAAAGUCAAGAAUAUGAUCAAGUCCUUGAUUCCAUUAUGGUAGGACCCGUUCCUGUGGGCGUCAACAAGUUUGUCUUUUCGGCGGGUCCACCCAACCUCGAUCUUUUACCCCAAAAGGAUCUUCUCGAGGUUACUGUCGUACUAUUGAGCUGCUUGUAUCACGACAAGGAAUUUGUGCGUGUCGGAUAUUACGUGAACAAUGAAUAUGUGGAUGAAGCGUUGCGCGAGAACCCUCCAGACCAAGUGCAGGUUGACAAGUUACAACGCAACAUUUUGGCAGACAAGCCUAAAGUCACCAGAUACACGAUCAAUUGGUCGAACCCACAACAAAGUGACCCAGUAGCAGACGGUGCAGCAUCCGGUCAAGCGGAUCAGGACAUGUUGGUCAAUUAGAAGAAGGAUUUGGAGUGAGUAGGUUGAUAAUGAACGACGACAGGGGACGAUACCCAGGAAAACACCGGUGUUAUUUUGCAAAAGCACACAAGAAUUUGUUUAAAAAAAAACCUAGUGGAUAAGAAGAAAAAGGUGUUGGCAAUUACAGCAAAAUACUACAG
Molecule: messenger RNA, 920 nt
Organism: Zychaea mexicana
Lineage: Eukaryota; Fungi; Mucoromycota; Mucoromycetes; Mucorales; Lichtheimiaceae
Product: histone chaperone
Exons: 6
Coding region: 223-759 (178 amino acids)
Biological process (GO): DNA replication-dependent chromatin assembly
Cellular component (GO): nucleus
Molecular function (GO): histone binding
Source: RefSeq, a predicted model, not a curated record